AUAUUCACAGGGAGUGUGGAGUGUGUUAUUAUUCACAGGGAGUGUGGAGCGUGUUAUUAUUCACAGGGAGCGUGGAGCGUGUAAAUAUUCACAGGGAGUGUGGAGCGUGUUAAUAUUCACAGGGAGCGUGGAGCGUGUUAUUAUUCACAGGGAGCGUGGAGUGUGUUAAUAUUCACAGGGAGUGUUUCUUCGGGAAUACGAAGUGACUUGCAGCUGGAUGCCUCUAUCAGUUGCGAUUUCGAUUUCCUGGUUUGGUUUUGCUGGAAAUGAAACUGAAACUAAUUCUGAACCUCAGUCAGCCAGGAAUUUGUUUUCGGAACAGGCACCCGCAGAUUUCUAAGCCUGUUUGAGAACUCGGGUUUCAGCAUGCCUGAUGUAAAGCCUUGGCUCACAACUGCAAAUCGGAAAGAAUUGUCUCAACUUCUUGGGAAAGUAAACUUACAUUUACUUUACAAAGCAAGAGUUCAUGGUUUCAGAGCUGACGUGUUCCAUGCUAAAUGUGAUAAGCAAGGACCCACGUUAACCGUCGGGUACAACAAAGCUGGUUAUGUUUUCGGAGGUUACACAAGUAAAGAUUUUGAUACUUCAGGAUUUGACGUGAAGGAUAACAAGGCUUUUCUCUUUCGACUAAGUGACGAAAAGGCAGAAGGAACGCCAAAGAAGCUUGCCAUAAACCAAGGUGCUGAGGCUAUUUGUAAUCAUAUAUCCUGUGGUCCCAAUUUCGGAGGAAUACUUCAGUUUCUGGUCAAAGGCAAAGCUGUUGUAUUGCAAUUGAAAUUUCCACAGUCCUACAAUUUAUAUGAACGUGACCUCUCUGGCUGCGAUAUAGAUCCUGUGGAAUGUGAAGUUUACCGUGUGGAAGAGCUAGGAGCUCCCUGGAGAAAUGUAACUUGGACGACAAAAAGACAAGAACUGCUUGGGAUCGUCCGCAGCUAUAGACCAUAUGGCAACUCUGCUUCUAAGGUACGGGUUUUGCUAAUUGGACCAGUUGGAGGAGGAAAGUCUAGCUUCAUCAACUCUGUCAAUUCGAAUUUCCGUGGACAUGUCACCAAUCGGGCUUUGAUUGGAAGUGGACUGACAAGCACAACUACAAUGUAUUCAACGUACACCUUCAGAGGAGGAAAGUGUGGCAUAUCUGCCCCUCUUAUUCUUUGUGAUACAAUGGGACUUGCAGAAGACACAGAAUCAGGGAUACGUACAGAUGAUCUUAUCAGCAUCAUCAAAGGCCAUGUCCCUAACAAGUAUCGGUUUAAUCCAACUUCUCCAAUUCAUGCUGAUACAAAUAGCUGCAUUAAAUCAGCAACUGUUGCUGAACGGAUACACUGCGUUGCAUAUGUGAUUGAUGCAAGCAAACUCACCAUGCUCUCUCCUGAAAUGAAAAAGAAAAUUCAUGCCAUCCAAUCGCAGAUUAAUCAACUGGAGAUACCACAGAUUGUUUUAUUAACAAAAGUGGAUAAAGAAUGCCCUUUGGUUGCGAACGAUCUGGAAAUGGUCUAUCACAGUGACCUCAUUGUAAAUAAGGUCACGGAAAUUGGGCAGCAACUCGGUAUUCCAAUUUCAUACAUAAUUCCUGUGAAAAAUUACUGGUCAGAUCAUGAGCUUGACAAUGCCACAGACAUUUUAAUACUCUCUGCGCUGGUACAGAUACUGCGGUAUGCAGAUGAUUAUUUUGAGAAUCUUGACGCAGCCUGUUAGGAUGCUUUCUAAUGACCCUGUGUUUUUUUUGAGUCAUAAAUAGUUACUGAAUAGUUUUACCUUUGCUUUGAAAUAAUUUAAAUACUGUUAUCAAUCAUUCCCUCUCUUGCAUUUCUGUGAUCUCGCACUCUUGGAAAGCAUAAUUUUAAAGAUGUAGCUUAGAGGGAAUCCUUGUGUUGAUAUUAAGGAAAAGAUGAAUCAGAAUGUCCUGAAAUCUUUUUUUUAACUCGUUCCUGGGAUGUGGGCGUCGCUGCCUGGGCCAGCAUUUAUUGCCCGUCCCUAAUUGCCCUUGAGAAGGUGGUGGUGAGCUGCCUUCCUGAGUCACUGGAUUCCAUGAGGUGUAGGCACACCCACAGUGCCGUGAGGGAGGGAGUUCUGGGAUUUUGACCCAGCAACAGUGAAGGAACGGUGAUAUAUUUCCAAGUCGGGAUGGUGAGUGACUUGGAGGGGGAUGCUGUUGCAUGAUCUUUAUUAUUGUAGCUGUAGUAACCUUUAGAUUUUGACCGUUAAGUAAUUUUAGAUGUAGUAACCACUGAACUGUUGAAUUAUGACUCACCUUAAUGAAAUGGUCAGUUUAAUAUCUUAUUAAAAAAUAUUCUAAUGCA
Carcharodon carcharias (great white shark) is the source of this 2300-nucleotide messenger RNA. Its product is annotated as interferon-induced protein 44-like. Lineage: Eukaryota; Metazoa; Chordata; Chondrichthyes; Lamniformes; Lamnidae. The record is from RefSeq and is a predicted model, not a curated record. The coding region runs from base 367 to 1695 and encodes 442 amino acids. The transcript has 8 exons.